Molecule: messenger RNA, 2707 nt
Organism: Anolis carolinensis (green anole)
Lineage: Eukaryota; Metazoa; Chordata; Lepidosauria; Squamata; Anolidae
Product: sulfotransferase 2B1
Exons: 7
Coding region: 407-1270 (287 amino acids)
Biological process (GO): sulfation
Cellular component (GO): cytoplasm
Molecular function (GO): sulfotransferase activity
Source: RefSeq, a predicted model, not a curated record
GGGAGAGAAGGGUGUGGAAGGCUGUCAGCAUGAGCUUUAUUGAGAUUAGCUGCAUUCACUACAUGUCAUCCAUACUAUUUGAAGAACAUUGUACAGUUAUGAAAUACUACCUGAAUUUGUCCUUCUCCUCCUCCUUUCCCUCGCUCUUACUGUUGUUCAUUCGGAGGGCUGCUUUGCUGUUACAUUUUUCAUUGGUCAAAGUUUACUGAUCAGUUGGCAAGCUCAUAUAAUAUAACAAAACAAGAGACCAAAGAUCAGAAGCAGUGGCUGGGAGUGCACGACACUUGCUAGCAAACACAUUCCGAGGUGAGUAGAGAGUUUUUACAGGCGAUCAAGGAAAGAGAUUCUGUAUUUUUUAGGAAUAAUAUUCUCAGAUGCCUAUGGUCCAUUGAAUUCACACCAAAGCAUGUCUGAAUCAGAAAAAAAAUAUUUCACUCAUAAGGGGAUCUUGUUCAGCCCAGUGGGUGGAAAUUCAGUGGAAAUACUGAAUUAUGUGGAAAAAGAAUUCCAGCUGUUUGAUGACGAUGUUGUGACUGUCACAUAUCCAAAGUCAGGUACCAAUUGGAUGCUGGAGAUCUUGGGUUUGACCCAACAUGGUGGGGAUCCAUCAUGGGUUCGCAGUGCCCCAGUAUGGGAUCGAUUCCCAUGGAUUGAGGUUCAUGACUGCCUUGACAAAGCCAAGACAUCUCCUCCACCCAGGUUCCUCACUUCUCACCUGCCAUUCCAGCUUUUCCCUAAAUCUUUUAUCCACUCCAAGGCCAAGAUUAUCUAUGUCUUGCGUAACCCUAAAGAUGUGCUGGUUUCAAGCUACCACUUUUCCAAGUUUUUUAAAGGAUUCCCGGAUCCUGGGAGUAUGGAAGAAUUCUUGGAAAAAUUCCUGAGUGGGAAUGUUGCAUAUGGUUCCUGGUUUGACCAUGUGAGAGGCUGGAUGGAGUUGAAAGACAGAUCUAACUUCUUCAUGAUCACCUAUGAAGAACUACAGCAGAAUCUACGGGGCAAUGUGGAGAAGCUCUGUCAGAUCCUUGGGAAGAACCUGAACAGCCAACAGAUAAACUCUGUGGUGGAAAAUGCCUCUUUCCAGAAGAUGAAGGAUAACAACAUGUCCAACUUUUCUCAGGCACCAGAUUUCGAUCACAACAAGGGGAAGUUCAUGAGGAAAGGGAUCUCUGGUGACUGGAAGAACCACCUGACGGUGGCACAGAAUGAACACUUUGACCGUGUUUAUCAGGAGAAAAUGCAGGGUAUUUUCUCAACCCCACUAUGGGACUGAAGAAUGCCAGAUGUUCUGUAUGCAAACAGUCUUAUUUCUCCAAGAUUUUGGGCAUCAUUAGAGUAAAUAUAAGAAGCCCAAUGAGAGUUUUAUUGCUGUAGAAUAAUUACUCUAGGAUGUAAAAAAAAAACAAAAGGAGGCACUAUAUUUUGAAUGGCAGAAAAGCCUAAAGAUUAAAUUAAUGCUGCAAUAUAUUUUGAAUGGUAGAAAUGCCUAAAAGGUUAGUACUGUCUCCUCAUUUAUCAGUGAUUUAUCAUAGAUUGAAACCACUGUUGAAAUCCUGAAUCAAAAGAUGGGACGUGAAGAUCUGCACUUUGUCUCCCAUCUCUCCUUCCUCAAAACCCAGCUUUUUCAUUCUGCCCACUCUUCCUUGAUGUGCCAUGUGGCAUCUACUGUACACAUAUGAUGUCUGAUGUCUGAGAAGCAAAUGACAACAUCAUCCUUUAAGAUCAUGCAUAUGUCCAGCAUCACCUUUCACUGAUUUCCAAUCUCUCACUACUUACUCACUCCUGCACCUCUCCAACCCUCCUCUCGUUCUACAAUGAAGCCAGGGCUGGCCAAGAUUUAAGGGCAUGCAGGGGGCCUUGUGAUGUGUAGGGAUAAUGUGACUGCCAUUGUCAGGAGGUAGAGGAGGCUGACUGAGUCAAUCAGAAGGGAGGAGACUUAAAAGGACCCACUAAAGGUCACCCCCUAAAGAGAAAGGCCCCUCUUCUACCCAAGAAGGGAUUCGGGUUUCCAUACAAAAAGCAAUUUCUCAGGCACCUUAUGAUACCCAUAGCCCUGGACUGGGUGCCCACCAGCAGCACCGGGGUGGAGGGGCAGUGGCGCCACAUUUUAGGGUACCACUUGUCAACAAUUUUUUGGAAAGAGGUGGGCACUACCAUGCUGGAGCAUAGCAGGAGGAUGUCCGUCUUUGGGUAGAAGACCUGGCACAGCAUGUCAAAUUCAUCCUGCGGACAAGAAGGAGGGAAGGAAGGUAAGGAGUGCAUAGUUUACAUGGCCAAGGUUGGAUCAGAACCAACCUUGUCUCACAGACUUUUCAUUAUCUAGCUUACAGUAAUUGAGGGGCUUGAGUUAAUAAAGAAAACCACCUCUUUGGGGCCCAGAAUAGAGGGUACAAACCAAUAUACCGGUACAUUCAUACAUACAUUGACUUUCAUAUAUGUAGAAACGCACCCAAGAUUCUAAGGCAUACCACAUUUUUAGAGACAUUUAUAGGGGGGCCAGGAUCACACCUUAGACUGAGGAAAUAUAUAUAUAUAUAUAUAUAUAUAUAUAUAUAUAUAUAUAUAUAUAUAUAUUAGAGUCUCACUUAUCCAAUGUUCUGUAUUAUCUAACGCAGUCUGCCUUUUAGUAGUCAGUGUUUUUGUAGACAAUGUUUUCAGUACAUUGCAAUGUUUUGGUGCUAAAUUCGUAAAUACAGUAAUUACUACAUAA